AUGCCGCUCGUAGUGUUUUGCGGGCUUCCGUACAGCGGUAAGAGCCGGCGGGCGGACGAGCUCCGUGGAGCGCUAGCGGUCGACGGCCGCGCGGUGUACGUGGUGGAUGACGCGUUGGUGCUGGGUACGGAGGACGCGACGGUGUAUGGUGAUUCGGCCCGUGAGAAGGCCUUGCGCGGGGCCUUGCGAGCCGCAGUGGAGCGGCGCCUGAGUCGCCACGAUGUGGUCAUCCUCGACUCGCUUAACUACAUCAAGGGCUUCCGCUAUGAGCUCUAUUGCCUGGCGCGGGCGGCGCGCACUCCGCUCUGCCUGGUAUAUUGCAUACGGCGGGGCGGUGUGAGCGGGGGACCUCCGGAAGCUGAUGCGGUGGACCACCAAGGCCGGAACCCCAGCGUGAGCUGGAGGCCGCGCACUGAGGAGAGAGGGAGACCUCUGGCGGCGGCUAGCUGUGUCCUCAGGGAACCACAAGCUGUGGACUCCGUAGUAAGUGGGAGAACCCAAGCAGAUAUAGCUAAGGAGCUGGAACAGGAGGAAACCAGGGCGCCAGAUCUUCCAGCUCCUGUGACUCCAGAAUUUGAUACAGGUGCUAAGCGUAUGGCUAGUGCCUUUUACUCUCCUGAACUUAUGGAGGCCUUAACGCAGCGUUUUGAAGCUCCCGACUCUCGAAACCGCUGGGAUCGGCCCCUGUUCACCUUGGUGGGUUUAGAGGAGCCAUUACCCCUGGCAGAGAUACGGGCCGCCUUGUUUGAGAACCAGGCUCCCCCACCCCAUCAGUCUACACAGUCCCAGCCCCUUGCCUCCGGCAGUUUUCUGCACCAGUUGGAUCAGGUCACCAACCAGGUGUUGGCGGGACUGAUGGAGGCUCAGAAGAACGCGGUUCCUGGAGACUUGCUUAAGCUUCCUGGCACCACGGAGCACCUGCAGUUUACCCGGCCUUUGACCAUGGCAGAACUGAGUCGUCUCCGUCGCCAGUUUAUUUCCUAUACCAAAAUGCAUCCCAACAAUGAGAACCUGCCUCAACUGGCCAACAUGUUUCUGCAGUAUUUGAGCCAGAGCCUGCACUAAACAGAGGGGUGUGGGGGAAAAGCCCUGGCUCCUUGUCUAACCUCCACUGCUCUCUGUGUUUCUUGAGACAGUAAUCCGAAGGUCUGCAUAGCAUGUUGGUAUCUAGUACUACAGCUGUUGUGACUGAUUUUACUCACAUUUUCCUCUAUCUGAAUGCUUUUUAGUUAACAGCAUAAAUUGAGACUAGAGAAAACGGAGAACUGGCUUGGAGAAUUGGCAAAUUUCUCUAGGGACAGAGCUCAGGUGGGCAGAGUUUGUUUAGAUUGGGUUCUACAUUUGGUGUCACACACCCAGGAUUUUCCGCAUCUGACUUGUAGAACAGACUGAAUGGAUGAAUUGUUUUUAAACAAUUGUGAGUGGAAACUGAAGAUGUCACAGUUCUGCAUCUGCACUGGCCCUUCUUUCAUACCACAGUUUUUCAAGUACUGUGCCUACUUUUUGCUAGUCUGUCCUGGGGCCAGGGAUCUCCGAUAAAUCCACUGGUUUCUGUCCUUGGGAAGCUUUACUUCUAGUGGAAGCAAAAGACGUAACUAUUAGAAUUUAUAUCUAAUAAAGUCUUUUAGAAGAAGAAA
This is a messenger RNA of Hyaena hyaena (striped hyena), 1637 nucleotides long. RefSeq names its product KTI12 chromatin associated homolog (gene KTI12). Bases 1 to 1065 code for a protein of 354 amino acids. Lineage: Eukaryota; Metazoa; Chordata; Mammalia; Carnivora; Hyaenidae. The record is from RefSeq and is a predicted model, not a curated record. The transcript has a single exon.